UAACGGUUACUUUAACGACAUCACUGUGUCUGCGGGUCGCAGGAAAGAAUCACUUCAGAAUGAACAAUUUACGUCGAAAAAUACGACCAUUAAGGAUAUAUUGCUGACUCCUCCACGUGAAAUACAGUUUGUAUUCGUUAUGGGACACGGGUCUGGCGGUUAUAUGGAACUGUGCGAGAUUAUGAUAUACCGACAAGCAGACUGCCCCCUCAGAAGUUACAGCGUCUACUGUGCCAAGCAAUGCCAUUGCCUUGAUGGCCCAUGCGACAGUGUCACAGGUGCAUGUGAAAAUGUGAUCUGUGAAGACGGCUGGAAAGGAAAUGCGUGCAAUGAAACUGAGGUGUCGCUUUCUACAAAGUGUCAUUCUGAUAAGUAUUAUUACGCCUUAUUAGCUGUGUCUUCAGUCUUUGGAGUUGUUGUUACGGCUGCAAUAGUAUGUAUUGUGAUAAACAGAAGAAAUAAUCAGCAAUCUGCUGAAGUAGCUCCUGCUAACAGAGAAUCGUCUUCUCCCGAAAUAUACGGCAACUUGCCUCAAACAUCAAGGAACCCUGACAACUAUGACUGCCUUCAAAUGCGAACAGUCGAGCAACCGCGACGCAUAUAAAAUGGAAGAAAAAAAAGUUUUUUUCAACGGGAGGUUAAAACUAAUAAUUUGAAGACGUUAUAAUACAAAUGCAUUAUAAGAUGAUUUGUUUAGAUUUGCCAGAUGAAAAUCAGUAUUUUGAAACUGAUUUAAAUAACUGCCUUAUCCAACGCAACAUAAGGCGAACAUGUGUAUAAAGAAAAUAUAUACCGACGGAUAGCUCUACCAGCAAUUGUACUGAUCUCGUUAUAACAACGAAUUACUCACUCCAUUGUUUGAAAUGCCAAUGGCCAAUCUCGACACAUAGUAGUCGGAGCUAACGCAGAUAAUAUGAUUUACACUAGGAUCCGAAGGACAUAAACAGUUUACAACCGCGCCAAAAGGAUUUUCCUUGGUUAAUGUUUCCAUGUUAUAUGUUGUAUGUUAGCUUUUUCUUUGGUGCUUCCUGCCUAUAUUUUUCAGUUGAGUAGUAGCGGGCACUAGGACACUUACGCUUUGUUCUAGUACCAGCACGUACUAGAGAAGCAAAUAUGUUGUACAAUUGGAUGUGUUCCCCUUUUGUGCAGAUUUGGACAUCACAACGUCAGUAAGAACCUAGUGUUCAGCCUACUGCCAAUGCCUGCUUUGUUGUUUGUUUGUGUUUUGCACUGUUUGUCUUAUGUUCCUUAUUAUGCUUUAAAUCAGUCAUAUAUAUGUGCUUAAAUGUUUCGUUUCUAA
Molecule: messenger RNA, 1300 nt
Organism: Dreissena polymorpha
Lineage: Eukaryota; Metazoa; Mollusca; Bivalvia; Myida; Dreissenidae
Product: multiple epidermal growth factor-like domains protein 10
Exons: 5
Coding region: 140-604 (154 amino acids)
Source: RefSeq, a predicted model, not a curated record